Messenger RNA from Diaporthe citri, 1623 nucleotides. RefSeq lists its product as uncharacterized. The record is from RefSeq and is a predicted model, not a curated record. Gene Ontology annotation, cellular component: endoplasmic reticulum lumen. Bases 1 to 1623 code for a protein of 540 amino acids. NCBI's taxonomy places the organism in Eukaryota, Fungi, Ascomycota, Sordariomycetes, Diaporthales, Diaporthaceae. The transcript has 3 exons. Gene Ontology annotation, biological process: retrograde protein transport, ER to cytosol; endoplasmic reticulum unfolded protein response.
AUGGGAACCAACUUACACGUCUACGAGUUGCUCGCGCACCAACAAGUGUCCAUCUCGCAACCUUCAUCCAGCCUGCAGCUGUGCAGAGCUCGGCAACCUGGAUUCAGCAUCCACGAUGAUAUGCUGGCCCAUCCGCAGUUUGAAGUCGUCUUCCCAGAUACCAUAAUUCUCGAGAAAGAUGCGCAACGAAUUAUUGAAUCCUCACGAUCCGCCCAGACCACCUACACGGCCGAUUUCUCUUCGCAGACUGACCUCACCAGCCAGACCCGUGAGUCCGCGGCCGCAGACGCCGGUCAAGAUGGCGAUCCCGAAGAUGGCAUGCCAGAGGUGUCUGAGGAAUUCGAAAUUAUCAACAUUCCACCUUCCAGGUUCCUCUGUUCUGUCCCCGUCCUCGCGCCACCUCCCGCCCCCAACCAGACUGCGACAGACCUGGCAAAGGCAGAAGAGGCCCGCGAGCUUGCGCGGGCCAACACGCGAGGAUGGGAGCUCAUGAGCGAUCUUGAGAACCAGUGCCUCUACUUUGUGUCAGGCUGGUGGAGUUACAAGUUUUGCUACGGACAGGAUAUCGUCCAGUUCCAUGCGCUCCCCACCAACAUGAAGGGCGGCCUUCCAGCGCGGGAUCCACACAGCCAGGAGUACGUUCUGGGCAGGGUGCAACAACCUCACAGCACCAAGAAAAGCAAGAAACAGAGCAAGGAGUUACAGACGGACACGAAUAGCCAGCAAACCGACUUCAAGCCUCCUCCACACACGGAACUGCAGGUCAAGGGCGAUCAGCGCUACCUCGUACAGCGCAUGGGAGCUGGCACGAUUUGCGAUCUUACGGAACGCGAGAGGACCAUUGAGAUCCAGUACCACUGCAACCCGGGCUCGACGGUUGACCGUAUCGGCUGGAUCAAGGAGAUUACCACAUGUUCAUAUCUCAUGCUGGUUCACACGCCUCGCCUGUGCGAGGACGUGGCAUUCUUACCACCAAAGGAGACUCGCGCACACCCCAUCAGUUGUCAGCGUAUCUUCGAUUCUGAAGACGAGGCGAACGCCUGGCGAGUGCGUAACAGCAUCGAGGCCGCAGAGGCCGCGGGUACCCUCCAGGGUCAAGAGGAGGCCGACGAGGGGGCCGAGGGCGAAGACGCCACACAGAGACAGCAGGACGCGCAGGGUAGGAACAAAUUCAGCGGCAUGGAGAUAGGCGGCAUCAUUAUCGGCGGCAAGGAGCUUCACGGCACGGACGACGGUCAACCCCCACCCAAGUUGAAGCCGCCACGGGGAUUCGUUGCGGGCAAAGGGGCCUCGACGAAACCGCUUAUCGAAACGCUUGCUAGGGCCCUGAGCAAGGCCGAGGGUGGACAGGUGGAGAUGAUGACGGACGAAGGGCUUGAGAAGCGCAACCUGGAUCCGGACACCAUAGACCAAUUUCGCAAGGAGCUGGAGAAAAUCGCGGGAGACAAAGCCUGGACGCUCGAGGUGGUCGAGGUGCCGGGAGAGGUGCCGGAGAUCCGGGGCAUUGUGGACGACGGGGAGGGCGAGGGCGAGGACGAAGGCGAAGGUGAAGCCGAGGUCGAGGGCGGGGAGGGCGAGGAAGGAGAGGGAAGCGAAGAGAAGUUCUUCAAGGAGGAACUGUGA